Molecule: messenger RNA, 541 nt
Organism: Episyrphus balteatus (marmalade hoverfly)
Lineage: Eukaryota; Metazoa; Arthropoda; Insecta; Diptera; Syrphidae
Exons: 2
Coding region: 122-466 (114 amino acids)
Source: RefSeq, a predicted model, not a curated record
CUUUUUUUCGAGUCGAUUAAGUAUAAAAGACUUCAUGCAGCUGCAAAAUGGUAUCAAUUGAAUUCCAACCUCAUUCAACACAGACCUCCUUAACAAUCCAAAAAACCAAAACUAAAUCAAAAUGUUCAAGUUGGUGGUGUUGUCUGUUCUCUUCGCUGUAGCUGCUGCCCGUCCAGGACUCUACGAAUCCUCCCCUCUGGUUUACUCUGCUCCCAUUGUCCAGGAGCACAGUUAUGCCAAAGUUGGAGCCAUCGUCAAGAGUAUACCGACCGCUGUUUCGCAUCAAAGCUCAACUGUAGUGCAUGACCAAGCCCACUAUGUGCAACCCAUUGUUGCACCUGUGGUAAAGACCUAUGCUGCUCCUCUGGUGCAAACUUAUCAUGCUGCUCCAGUGCUCAAGACUUAUGCUGCUCCAGCUCAUUAUUCAUAUGCUGCUGCUCCAUUAGCUUAUGCUUCCGCGUGGUAAAAAAAUUCCUGAGACAGGUUGUUGGACCGAACAAAAAUAAUGUUGUAAAUAAAUUGACUGAAAUAAAAUAAAAAA